Messenger RNA from Strongylocentrotus purpuratus (purple sea urchin), 4509 nucleotides. It is a transcript of the gene edrf1, whose product is annotated as erythroid differentiation-related factor 1. Lineage: Eukaryota; Metazoa; Echinodermata; Echinoidea; Camarodonta; Strongylocentrotidae. The transcript has 21 exons. Bases 100 to 4326 code for a protein of 1408 amino acids. The record is from RefSeq and is a predicted model, not a curated record. Gene Ontology annotation, biological process: positive regulation of DNA-templated transcription.
AAUAAAUAGACUACGUCGUUUGAUCAAAACAUCCGGAAAAAUCUUGACACAUGCUGGUCAUUAAUUACACUAAAAUCGUAGAAGGGGUAUAAUUUGAGGAUGAGUGAGAACAUGGAAGGUGAAUCAGAUAAGGAUGCUGAUGAUGGACCCGUCAAAGAAGAAUCACAAGGAGGGGAUGCAUUGGUGGUGAAAUCCAAAACCGAAGUGCGUUUUCCUCGUGUGAUGCAGAGAUUGUUCCCUUAUUCUCAGCUGAAGCCGAAUACCAAUCUUCAUCAGCCCCCUCCCAACUGGCUUCGUAAUGGCCCUACAAUACAAGUACCUAAUACAUGGAUCAGAGGAGAACCUGCUGAUAUUUCAAGUUUUGGAAUGGCAGAUGCGGAUAUUAUGGAUGACGUUGAUGUCAUUUCAGCUUCAGAGAACAUCAAAAAGUUGCUGAAGAUCCCCUUUAGUAACGACCAGGUCAGCUUGGCGGUCCAUCGUAUCGGAAAAACUCUUCUUCUGGAUAAACUCGAUCUCUAUAAGCACCUAAGGGAUGCCUCACAGUCGGAGCAGAAAUGGUUAAAGGAUGUGUUCAUGAGACUGGUUCAGAAUGACGGCGAGAACAAGUUUCAGAGCCAGCAUAAGACCUCAGAGAAUAGACAGACGUCAAAUCUCCUCUCCAAGUUCCUUUAUCACAGCUUGGGACCAGGGUACAACAUUGAGGAGACGGAGGAAGGUCAGAUCCCUGAGUUAGCCAAAGCACUGCAGCAGCUCCCAGCGCCACCAGAGGAUGAUGUAAGUCAGUUUGCUCGUCAAGUCAUCUGGCAGUUUGAAGACAUACGGAUGUUGAUUGGUACCGAUCUACCCAUCUUUGGUGGUACAACAUACCCCGCAGUCAGUCUAAGAUUAAGAGAUACCCAGAGUCCGAUAAACGUGCUGACUGGAUUAGAUUACUGGUUGGAUAAUCUCAUGUGUAAUGUGCCAGAGCUCGUCAUGUGCUACCAUCUUGACGGAUUCGUACAGAAAUAUGAACUCAUCAAAACGGAAGAAAUUCCCAAGCUGGAAAAUGCCCAGUUCUCACAAAAGGUUGUGAAGGAUAUUGCUCAGAACAUCCUCUCCUUCAUCAAUAGUAACUGCACCAAGGAGGGCCAUACGUAUUGGCUGUUUAAGGGCAAGAACGAUGAUGUGGUCAAGCUGUAUGACCUGAGUAGCCUGAUGACCGAGCACCCAGAAUGCCCGUGGGACAACCCCUUUGUUGUCCCGGUAGCCAUGCUGCUUUAUCGUGUUGCCCACAACAUGGCCCAGGCUGACACGAUAUCUGCCAAGAACAAGCAUAUCAUUGUGUACCUUCUGAAUAAGUGCCUUUAUUUACUGGCUCAAUGCAGAGAUCAACAUUUAGAGAUUGUGGCCCAAGCCAACUUUAUCCUCUGUCGGAUGUUCAUGGAAGAAUCCAGGCAGAGUCGCCAUGGCAACACGGGAGAUGAUGAUGGUUCAGACUCGGCUUGGAACGGGAGCUCGACAACCAGCAGCGACGUGGAGGACGAAACCAACGAUGCAGUCGAUGACGACCAGGCAAAGAGGCCAGAGAUUGUCCUCCCACCAAUCAGCAUCAAGAAUCUUACGGUCCCUAGCAGCAAGACCUGGAAAUGCAAAGACAUUGACAAUAAGAGGUCAAAGGUCAAAUCAUUGGAUGCAUCAAAGGCGGAGAAGGCCAGGCAGAUUUUGGAAUAUGUUGCUGAUGGUUUAAAAGCGAUAAAGAGCAGCAUCCCCGAGACUGCAACCGGCGCACACCCAGCACCAGCAUCACCACCUUCCCAUGCCGCUAUGUCACUGUCUUUACCCCCUUCGACACCCGACCGUAGCCCCCUGCCUACCAGCAAAGCCAUCCCACUCCGGGACAAACCACGAGCAGCAGAUCCACGAAAAGCAGAACCACGAACAGCAGAUCAACAAUCGCCAAGUAGCAUUUCAGGAAGGGAGAAAGGUGAACAAAGCUCUGCUCGUGGGGCAGAUGGGACUAUGAAGCAGGACUUGGGUCAGGGUAGCCUGUUCGUAGGAGGAGAUGUUGCACAUGAUGUCAAGGAUGUAGGUGGGUCAGUCCAAAGGUAUGCGGAUAGAAAGGACACUGAGAGAUCCUUGGAGACAUUGGUUCAAGAGAUGGAUAUUGGCAGAGGAGGAGAUUCAAACCAAGUGUAUUCUCAGUCUGCAGAUGAAUCGAAAGCAAGGGAUGAAGAUAGUUGCGAGACAUCAUCAACAGGAAUUCCAAGUGACCAACUGCAGCUGAAGGAUGGACCCGCUGGAGUUGAACAGUGCAGUGACCUGGUGGAGUCUGACCGCUCACCAGGCAGCAGGAGCAAGGCAGUGGCCAAGGAGAAACCGUUCCCUCCAGGUUCCUGGCAGGAGACAUCGGGUCUGCGUCUGCUGGAGAAGGCUUAUCAGGCCUACUGCAUACUGACUGCGUUGGCAUGGGAGGAGCAUAAACAUGGCAGGGCGCUUCUUAUGGCACAGCUGGCUAUCAAAUGCCACAAUGCCAGCAGGUCGACCCACGGUGGAGAGACUAACGUGUACAAUGUUCUGAUGAUGUGCGGCGAUUCCUAUCUCCUUCUGACCCAUGACCCUAGCAACCAGCAUCUUCAUCACGAAGACUACCAGAACAUCUCAGAGAUGGAUACCUUCAUCCUAGAGACGGCUAUCAUCCAGCAGACAUCCCAUGAGUAUGAGUGGGCAACUGAAUUUCAAACAGAUACUGAAGACUGUUUGGAAUGCAGCAUCAAGUGUUAUAAAGCUUGUCUGGGUGAUGAGGUGAAGAAGGCCAAAGCAUUCAAGAGGGGUGUCGGUCAAAAGCUCGGCAAUGCUUGCAAUGAGCUUGGUGUCUUCUUCAUGAACACUGCUGCUAAUCUGGCUUCCGUCAAAGAAUCGAUGCCCAGUACGUUUGAGCAGGAGCUGUGGAAGGGGAGUUACCGUUGUUUUGACACCGGUGUGAAGUCCUUUGAGGAGGUUUCCGAUUCUACCAACGUGGCUCUUCUCAAUUGCAACAUGGGUCGUCUGAUGAGACUCUGCGCCCAGAGCUAUGCUUCCGGGGGUAGCAUGGGACCAGAUGCAGAGUUCAGUACCAAGGAGAAACAUUAUUAUCUGAAGGCGGCGGAGUGUUAUGCCAGGGGUCUUCACAUCCUGGGGAACAAGAGCGGCCAUGUUGCAUUGUGGGAUUCCAUCACGUGGGAGCUGUGCUCGACUUAUUUCAACAUGGCGUGUCUGUUGCAGGAUCAGCCUCCAGUAUCCACCUCCAAUCUUGCAGAGGUUGAGAAGGAUGUGUUGGAAUUCAUGAGCAAAGCAUUGACUCUGUGUGACACAGAGGAGACAUCAUCCAGCAGACAACCUCUCUACCAGUACAGGGCAGCUACUAUCCAUCAUAGACUGGCAUCCAUGUACCACAACUCAAUCAGAAAUCAGUCCUCCCACAUGAAGAAGAAGCACACUAAAACGCUGGCUGAGCUUCACUACACCAAGGCUGUUAAACUCUUCAAGGAAAUGGAUCGCCCUGUGGAACUACUGAGAGUGGAGCUGGAGAGGGUGGCAUUGCUAGAACAUCAGUUUGAAAAUCAAACAGGAAAAGGACCCAAAGUGAAGACAUUAGAAAGCGCGCUUGGCAUCAUUCUGGAUUGCAGUUCUGUUAUCCAUCAGCUGGAAAAACUGAGCUACAAGAUAGUAGCAAAGACUGCAGAUACAGAAGACUUGAGUAAGAAGGAUAUUGUGGCUUCCAACGAAGGAGACGCAGGAGGACGCAGACAUCAGAAAGCCAUGAAAGGCGAUAACAAACAAGAUUUUCCUAGAACAGGGCAGAGGAAGCAAGAUAGCGGAAGCUGUAGGGAUGAUGUAAAACAAAAACAACCUAAGGGGAGUGAUGAAUCUGUAGAAGAUGUGAAGCUUGAUGUCAGGCUGUCUACUGAGAGACACGGUGAUGGUUCGUCCGAUGUAAGGCGGCUCGAUGUGGGUCAAGAACAGGCAACGACUGCUGAAGAUGCGACCUCUGAGAAAGAGACGGACGGAAGUAAAACAAUGGAAGAACAGGGCCAUGGAGCUGAUGGAGACCCUGCACGGGAGGGAGCUGGAGCUGAUGGAGAUCCUGCACGAGAGGGAGCCGGAGCUGAAGCACAAGGAGCAGUAGGAGGAGCCAGCGGUGGCAAUGAUGAUGGAGCCGUUGAAGGGACGGUAGGGGAGGAGGACGUGGCAGCCGGUACCAAGUCAGAAGUGGAUGAGGUCAAGAGACUGCUGACCAUCUUUGAGAGUCGUCUCCAGUAUGUCCUGCUUCAUCUGGUCAAGUUCAUGAGUGGUGGCAAGCAGAGGUGAGUAAUAGCUAGUAUUGAUAGGAAUACUUCAGUUUGGUAGAACAUGUAUGAAUGUCAAAAGCACUGUCUAAAGUAAUUUUAUUAUUUGCUGCUCUAUAAUACAGAGAGAAUACAUGAAGCAAUGUAAUCUUGGCCAUACUAUUAGGAACAAGGGUGUUUUACAUAAUUGCAUGGGUUUUGUUGC